Phacochoerus africanus (Common warthog) is the source of this 5078-nucleotide messenger RNA. RefSeq names its product phospholipase D1 (gene PLD1). Gene Ontology annotation, molecular function: D-type glycerophospholipase activity; phosphatidylinositol binding. NCBI's taxonomy places the organism in Eukaryota, Metazoa, Chordata, Mammalia, Artiodactyla, Suidae. Gene Ontology annotation, biological process: regulation of microvillus assembly; phosphatidic acid biosynthetic process; intracellular signal transduction. The transcript has 27 exons. The coding region runs from base 179 to 3403 and encodes 1074 amino acids. The record is from RefSeq and is a predicted model, not a curated record.
ACGGGGCUUGGGAACAGCCUGUCUGUGGACUCUCUGGGUAGUCAGUUUUUUCCCCCUCUCAGCUUUCAGCUGCUUUGGAGAUUAGUUUCAUAGUAAAGAUUCUUUCUUUAAAGCAAUAUGAAGCGACUGCUUGCACAGGGGCACCAGCUCCUUUUCUUUUACCCUGUCUCAAGCCAACAUGUCACUGAAGAAUGAGCCAAGAGUCAACACCUCGGCACUGAGGAAAAUCGCUGCUGACAUGAGUAAUUUGAUAGAAAAUCUGGACACGCGGGAGCUCCACUUUGAAGGAGAGGAGGUGGAGUAUGAUGUGUCUCCCAGCGAUCCCAAGACACAGGAAGUGUAUAUCCCUUUCUCUGCUAUUUAUAAGACUCAAGGAUUUAAGGAGCCUAGUAUACAGACGUAUCUCUCCGGCUGUCCAGUGAAAGUGCAAGUUCUGGAAGUGGAGCGCUUUACAUCCACAACAAGGGUACCAAGCAUCAAUCUUUACACCAUUGAAUUAACACAUGGGGAAUUUAAAUGGCAAGUUAAGAGGAAGUUCAAGCACUUCCAAGAAUUUCACAGAGAGUUGCUCAAGUACAAAGCCUUUAUCCGAAUCCCCAUUCCUACCAGAAGACACACAUUUAGAAGACAGAAUGUCAAAGAAGAGCCUCGAGAGAUGCCCAGUUUGCCCCGUUCAUCUGAAAACAUGAUCCAAGAAGAGCAGUUCUUUGGUAGAAGGAAACAACUGGAGGAUUACUUAACAAAGUUACUAAAAAUGCCUAUGUAUAGAAACUAUCAUGCAACAGCAGAGUUCCUUGACAUAAGCCAGCUGUCUUUCAUCCAUGAUUUGGGACCAAAGGGCAUAGAAGGUAUGAUAAUGAAAAGAUCUGGAGGGCACAGAAUACCAGGCCUGAAUUGCUGUGGUCAGGGAAGAGCCUGCUACCGGUGGUCAAAAAGGUGGUUGAUAGUGAAAGAUUCCUUUUUACUGUAUAUGAAACCAGACAGUGGUGCUAUUGCCUUCGUCCUGCUGGUAGAUAAAGAAUUCAAAAUUAAGGUGGGGAAGAAGGAGACAGAGACGAAAUAUGGACUACGAAUUGAUAAUCUUUCAAGGACACUUAUUUUAAAAUGCAACAGCUAUAGACAUGCUCGGUGGUGGGGAGGGGCUAUAGAAGAAUUCAUCCAGAAAUAUGGCCCCAACUUUCUCAAAGAUCAUCGAUUCGGGUCAUAUGCUGCCAUCCAAGAGAACACUUUAGCUAAAUGGUAUGUUAAUGCCAAAGGAUAUUUUGAAGAUGUGGCAAAUGCAAUGGAAGAGGCAAAAGAAGAGAUUUUUAUCACAGAUUGGUGGUUGAGUCCAGAAAUCUUCCUGAAACGCCCAGUGGUUGAAGGAAAUCGUUGGAGGUUGGACUGCAUUCUUAAACGAAAAGCACAACAAGGGGUGAGGGUCUUCGUUAUGCUCUACAAAGAAGUGGAACUUGCUCUUGGAAUCAACAGUGAAUACAGCAAGAGGACUUUAAUGCGUCUACACCCCAACAUAAAGGUGAUGAGACAUCCAGAUCAUGUGUCAUCCAGUGUCUACCUUUGGGCUCAUCAUGAGAAACUUGUCAUCAUUGACCAGUCAGUGGCCUUUGUGGGUGGGAUUGACCUGGCCUACGGAAGGUGGGAUGACAAUGAGCACAGACUCACGGAUGUGGGCAGUGUGAAGCGUGUCAUCGGGGGACCAUCCCCAAGCUCCGCCACAGCUGAAACAACAGAGUCUAUGGAAUCCUUAAGCCUCAAAGACAGAAGUGAAUCUAAUAAAGAUCCUUCCAUCCUGAAGAAUGUUGAUGAUGCAGAUUCAAAACUGAAAGGGAUAGGAAAGCCCAGGAAGUUCUCCAAAUUUAGCCUGUACAGGCAGCUGCACAGACACCACUUGCACAACGCAGACAGCAUCAGCAGCAUUGACAGUGCCUCUAGUUAUUGUAAUCACUGUAGGAGUCGUCAGAAUUUAAUCCACGGUUUAAAACCUCACUUGAAACUCUUUCACUCUUCCAGUGAGUCUGAGCAGGGGCUCACUAGACCUAACUCUGCCACAGGCUCCAUCCGAAGUUUACAGACAGGGGUGGGAGAGCUCCAUGGAGAAACCAGAUUUUGGCAUGGAAAGGACUACUGCAAUUUUGUCUUCAAAGACUGGGUCCAACUUGAUAAACCUUUUGCUGAUUUCAUUGACAGGUACUCCACCCCCCGGAUGCCAUGGCAUGACAUUGCCUCUGCAGUCCAUGGGAAGGCGGCUCGAGAUGUGGCCCGCCACUUCAUCCAGCGCUGGAACUUCACGAAGAUUAUGAAACCAAAAUAUCGGUCCCUUUCUUAUCCUUUCCUGCUUCCCAAAUCUCAAACAACAGCCCAUGAGUUGAAAUACCAAGUGCCUGGGUCUGUCCAUGCUAAUGUACAGUUGCUCCGCUCUGCUGCUGAUUGGUCUGCUGGUAUAAAGUACCAUGAAGAGUCUAUCCAUGCUGCAUAUGUCCAUGUGAUAGAGAACAGCCAACACUAUAUCUAUAUAGAAAACCAGUUUCUCAUAAGCUGCGCUGAUGACAAAGUUGUGUUCAACAAGAUAGGUGAUGCCAUUGCUCAGAGGAUACUGAAAGCUCACAGGGAGAGCCAGAGGUACCGGGUGUAUGUUGUGAUACCACUGCUGCCAGGUUUUGAAGGAGACAUUUCAACCGGCGGAGGAAAUGCUCUACAGGCAAUAAUGCACUUCAACUACAGAACCAUGUGCAGAGGAGAAAAUUCCAUCAUUGGACAGCUAAAAGCAGAGCUUGGCAAUCAGUGGAUAAAUUAUAUAUCCUUCUGUGGUCUUAGAACACAUGCAGAGCUUGAAGGAAACCUAGUCACUGAGCUUAUCUAUGUCCACAGCAAGUUGCUAAUUGCUGAUGACAACACUGUUAUUAUUGGCUCUGCCAACAUAAACGACCGAAGCAUGCUAGGCAAACGUGACAGUGAAAUGGCUGUCAUUGUGCAGGACACAGAGACAGUCCCCUCCGUAAUGGAUGGAAAACAGUACCAAGCUGGCCAGUUCGCGCAAGGACUUCGGCUAAAGUGCUUUAGGGUUGUCCUAGGCUAUCUUUCUGGACCCAGUGAAGACCUUCAGGAUCCAGUGAGUGACAAAUUCUUCAAGGAGGUAUGGGUUUCAACAGCGGCUCGAAAUGCUACAAUUUAUGAUAAGGUGUUCCGGUGCCUUCCCAAUGAUGAAGUGCACAAUUUAAUUCAACUGAGAGACUUUAUCAGCAAACCCAUAUUAGCAAAGGAAGAUCCCAUUAGAGCUGAGGAGGAACUGAAAAAGAUCCGUGGGUUCUUGGUGCAAUUCCCCUUUUAUUUCUUGUCUGAAGAAAACCUACUGCCUUCUGUUGGAAGCAAAGAAGCCAUGGUGCCCACAGAGGUUUGGACUUAAGAGUCAUAGGUGUUUGCAGCUCAAAGACUUCCACCCUGAAGAGUACAUAGCAUACUGUGACUUUCUGGAGACACAACAGCCAAAGCCAGACCAAGUGCACUCUUGUAUCCAACCUUGGAUCCUUUGGAUUGCUGGGAAGGGCUGUAUGGACAAGAAACAUCAGCAGGGCUUUAUAAUUCCUCCAGCCUAUCCUUGUGAAAGGAGACUACAUUCUUAAGUAGCAUAUACCCAACAGCUUAAACACAUACUUAAAUUCCAUGACGUCUACCAAAGUGCGUGUCCUUCACUAACAAGAAUUUACCUGUAACUGUGAUCUACAUUGCCAAAAGUCAUCUCAACCUCCUUAUUUUUCCCUGAUCCUUACUUACACAGCUGAUGUCUGCUGGACGUGCCUUCUUCUUAUAGCUCAUGAAGGCUCUGAUGGAGAUAUUAUAUUCAUUGCCAGAAGAUGUGAUGCCACUUCAAUGUUAUUCAGGGUUACAUGGGACGGUCCUGCUCAUCUGGUCCUAGAGUAUGUGUGCACCCAGCCGAGGAUGUGGUCUGCACUCCUUUCAUGUGACUGAAAGGAUAGGACAGACCUUAGUCUACAUGGCAGCCCAUGUUAGGUGCUUCUGACUGACACCACAGAGCAACAGGAAGGAAUUAAAUUUGGUUGUUACGACAGAGAUUUCACUUUGCCUCCGAGGGCACUGACAAGAUGUGUCCUUGUGAUAGGGCCCACCUGAUCAAAUUUGAAAACAUGUGGGAUAUGUGAUUACACAGCAACCGAUGAAACUCAAAGACAGAGCAUGCUGCCUUUAGAAACUUCCAUGUCAAUAGGGAUCUGCUCCAGAUUAGAAGAGAAGAUUUCUAAUAGUCCUGUAAAAUUUCUGUCAUCCUUAGCUGCUAGGUUGAUUGAAAUUUGAGUUUCUACAUUUCAAAAAUCAAACCAGUGAAUACAACUUGUCUUUCAAGAGAAUCAGGGGCUUCAAACUCGAACCAAGGGAAUGAGUAGGAGCCUAACCUUAUUUGAUAUUCAGCUCUCCAGCUGGGUUACCUUCUUUAAGAAAAAUUAACUGAUUGCAAAAUAUACGCUACUUCACUUGCAUUAUUAAAUAUAUAUUAACAUUCCACCAGGGCUUCCAAAGAGGUUAGAAUUAUUUUUUAAUUCACGUUAUCCAAGUCUGUGAAUUGUUCUGGAAACUCAGUUUUUGGAUGUUAGCCUACCUUUUGGCCCACAUAGCUCUAAUUUUAUUAAGCAGAACUAUUCUCACAGCCUGAAGAACUAAUGUGGGCUACCAAGAGGCCUGAGGCACAUGUGUGUAGGUGUAAUGAUUACACAUCAAAGGGUUGCCUCAUCUGAAGAAGCAAGGAUCCAGUCUCUGUUUUCAUAGGGCUGAUGGUCCAGUGGGAAAGGAGCACUAAGUCAGUGACCUGGGGUAGUAGGAGAGAGACAGUGUCACACCCAGGAGAGUUUUACAGAUGAAGUGGGACUCUGUAACUCACAGUGGAAAUGAAUAAGCUUUUAUGAUGGCUGAAGAUUGUGAAAUGACUUCAUUCCACAGCAGGUAUAUGCAAGAAUUUGCUAUUUAUGAAGGUUAGAUUGGCAUUUAAAAUGUUGAGUGUACGUUCAAUACCUAAUGAUUUCUUAGGUUUUCUUUUUAAAUGUUUUUUAAAAUAUAGAACAGUCAACACA